Molecule: messenger RNA, 1998 nt
Organism: Mobula hypostoma (lesser devil ray)
Lineage: Eukaryota; Metazoa; Chordata; Chondrichthyes; Myliobatiformes; Myliobatidae
Gene: wdr46
Product: WD repeat domain 46
Exons: 16
Biological process (GO): maturation of SSU-rRNA from tricistronic rRNA transcript (SSU-rRNA, 5.8S rRNA, LSU-rRNA)
Cellular component (GO): small-subunit processome; nucleolus; 90S preribosome
Molecular function (GO): protein binding
Source: RefSeq, a predicted model, not a curated record
ACGUUCAACGAACUUUAUUGUUCCUGUAGGCCGCGCGGGGCAGGUCGGGACAAGAUGGCGGUGCGGGCAACGCCGAGGAGUGGAGGCAAUGUGCAGAGGAAGCGGUACUGGGAGGCCGAGGAGGGGGCAGGGACGGAGGUCUCCCCCGCUAAGAGAGUCCGAGGAAAGGCGGCGGUCCGUAAACCUGCCAACAGCAAAUCACACAACCCCUGGAGAAGACCGAGUCACGGCAGAUCAGCGAUGUCCGGGCGGAAGGACCCCUUCCCAGGACCAGCUCCCCUCCCUGACGAAGCGCUGGAGAAGUACAAGCGAGGAAAAGACGUCCAGAUGGCUGAACUGGCGGCCGGGAGGGCGAAGAGUGAGCUGCACAAUCUGGCCAAGAAGUCCAAGUAUGCUCAGAGACUGGCAGCACGCUUCGACCAGCUGCUGCCCGCCGAAGCUGGUUUUCUGGAAGCCGAUGAGGGUGAGGACACAUGCUUGAUCCGACAAGAGGACAUCGCGGGGGCUGUUGAUAUCGCUGGCAGCUCAAAGCACUUCAAUCUCGACCUCACACAGUUUGGACCAUACAGAAUAAACUACACACGGAACGGCAGGCACCUCUUGCUGGCUGGGCGCAGAGGACACGUGGCGGCAAUGGAUUGGCACAGCAAGCGGCUGCUGUGCGAGAUAAACGUCAUGGAGCGUGUCAACGACAUCCGGUGGCUGCACACAGAGACGAUGUUUGCGGCGGCCCAGAAGAAGUGGCUGUACAUUUACGAUAACCAGGGUGUGGAACUGCACUGUGUGAAGAAGUUCAACGACGUUCUGAAGAUGGAGUUUCUGCCCUAUCACUUCCUGCUGGCCACCUGUAGUGCCCGGGGGUUCCUGCAGUACUUGGACAUUUCGGUGGGGAAGGAAGUGGCGGCUACCUGCACCAAGGCCGGACGGUUGGAUGUCAUGGCUCAGAACCCUCACAACGCUAUCAUCCAUCUGGGGCACCCGCAGGGUACGGUGACGUUGUGGAGCCCGAGUGUGAAGGAGCCCCUGGUGAAGGUGCUGUGCCACCGAGGUGGCGUGCGAGCCAUCACCGUCGACAAGACUGGCACGUACAUGGCCACUUCGGGGCUGGACCAGAAGCUUAACAUCUUUGACCUCCGCACCUACCGACCCCUUCACUCGUACCUGCUGCCGACGGGCGCCAGCCACCUUGCCUUCAGUCAGCGCGGCCUGCUGGGCCUUGCCUGCGGCAACACUGUGCACGUUUACAAAGACAUCCAGAAGGUGACGGUGAGGAGUCCCUACCUGAGCCACUGCCUCCGCCAGGCGGUGCACGGACUGCAGUUCUGCCCCUACGAGGAUGUGCUGGGCGUGGGCCACGGGCUCGGUUUCACCAGUAUGUUGGUACCAGGUGCCGGGGAGGCGAACUUCGACGGGCUGGAGUGUAACCCCUACCAGAGCAAGAAGCAGCGACAGGAGUGGGAGGUGAAGGCCCUGCUUGAGAAGAUCCAACCGGAACUAAUCACCCUCGACCCCACGAAACUGGGGCAGGUCGAUGCAGUCUCCAUGGAGCAGAAACACCAGGACCGGGUGGAGCGGCUGGGCUUCGACCCGAUGGAGAAAGUGAAGUUUGAACCACGCAGGAGAGCAAAGGGCCGUAGUUCCAGCGGCCAUGUGGAGCGAAGGAAGAAACUGGUGGCCCAGAGCCAGCAGCGGGAAGCGAUCCGGGAGAGCGUGGAGCAGAAACUGAAGGCCCAGGGGAAUCGACAAGUGAGCGCUCGGAGAGAGUCUCGCCCGGCUAUAGCUCUGGACCGCUUCCGGAAAUAGCCCCCCUUGGAGAGCCGGUGGUGGAGCUGAGCGAGGAUGCAUCGACGGCCCCCUACGAGUGGGAUCACCCCAGGAUACAGCUGAUGGACUGUACGAAGUGCUGGGUCAGCCCACGGUCGCAGUAGGGAACGAGCGGUGGAGUUUAUCAGCAAUAAACUUUUCUGUGAAGAAUGUUAGUUGUCUGUUCUAUCAAAC